Molecule: messenger RNA, 930 nt
Organism: Macroventuria anomochaeta
Lineage: Eukaryota; Fungi; Ascomycota; Dothideomycetes; Pleosporales; Didymellaceae
Exons: 3
Coding region: 208-867 (219 amino acids)
Source: RefSeq, a predicted model, not a curated record
CCGCUCGACACUCCAAGUCAAGCUACACAUGACACGAGAUGACCUUCUGUUCACAAUGGACUCCUAGUGGAUACAUUAUGCUGUGCAUUGGCGUGCUUUCCAUCUUCAAGAGACUGCUCCAGGACGCCCUGUUACGCCUAGCAAUCUUACAACUGCUUGAUGAGCCAUACUCGAUGCACGUGCCUCUUAUAGAGGGCAUUAGUAUUCAUGCAAAACUUGUUUUUAUGGUUCAUGCGUGACAUUGUGCGUGGUGUUGAAAAAGGUCGCUCACUUCCGAUCCGUGGAUUGCAAGGCUUUCUUCCAAUGCAUGAGGCAGUACGACCUGCCAUCAACGCCUUUGAAAUACUCCGCGUCUCUGUUCAGACAGUAGAGGUGAUGCACCUGAAUCUCGUUCAUGUUUCAAACAGGAACAAGCAAGCAAGCAGACUACAACCACAUAUGGAAUUUCAGGUCCAGAUGCUCCGCAACUUGCUCCUGCGGUCACCAUCAAACAAGGAACGAUUGCAGAACGAAAACGACUGGGUGCAUAACAUGAUUGCGCAGCAGGACAGUCAGGCCAUGACAGGUCUAGGGGAAGCAGCAAAGCGGGAUAGUGGAGCCGUGAAGACAAUUGCAGUGGUGACUAUGGCGUCCCUGCCUCCAACGUUCUUAUCGGGCCCGUCGUCACAUAAAGUACCCAGGUAUACUAACACAAAUCAGGCUAUUUUCAGUAUGAACUUCUCUGACGAUUCACCCGCACCAGAUACAAUGGGAUGGUCAGUAUCUGACAAGUUCUGGGUAUACUGGGCAUGCGCCGUGCCGUUGACUUGUCUGAUGCUGGCCAUCUGGUUCUGGGGCCAGAGACUGUCAGGAGCGCGAAGUCAAUGAAAACACCUGUCGGCACCAGCCAGUCCACCUCAGAUAAGCGGCUGGAAGCAAAGCAUGUCUCAC